Fonsecaea multimorphosa CBS 102226 is the source of this 552-nucleotide messenger RNA. RefSeq lists its product as uncharacterized. NCBI's taxonomy places the organism in Eukaryota, Fungi, Ascomycota, Eurotiomycetes, Chaetothyriales, Herpotrichiellaceae. The record is from RefSeq and is a predicted model, not a curated record. The transcript has a single exon. Bases 1 to 552 code for a protein of 183 amino acids.
AUGGCCGACACAGAGAAGAUACUCGCCGAGCUGGCGUCCUUGCGGAAGACAGUGUCGUCCCUCCAAAAAUCGCUCUCAGAGACACAAGACAUCCAAGCCGUCCAAUGGCUGCUCAACCACUACACGGCGCUGCACGACGACGCGUGCUUCGACCUCGAGAAGCGCCAGGAAUGGGAGAACCUGUUCUGCGAAGACGGCGUGGCGGUCUACCCCUACGGCCAACACGUCGGGCGCGCGGGCAAGGGCGCCUGGGCGUUUGGGGGAGUGAGCUACUUUGAGCGCUGCCAGCUGCUCUCGUCCAACUUCGACAUUGAAUUCUCCCCGAACCGCAAGCGCGCGUACGUUCGAACAAAUUGCAUCGCGCAGUGGAUGAAGCGCAAGGACGUGUACGACGACCACUUUGACGAAGGCGGCUUCUACAACUGGAUCCUGAGGAAGGACGCCGCCGACGGCCAGUGGCGCAUCGAGAGGGUGCAUUUGACCAUCACGUGGACGACCGGCGAGGAUCCCACGGGUGUAGGUCCCAAGACUAAGACGCCACCAAAGCUCUAG